AUGCCAACAUACGUAGUCACCGGCGCCAGAGCCGGCAUCGGCUUGGAAUACAUCAACCAACUAAGCAAAUCCCCCUCUAACACAGUCAUCGCCCUCGUCCGCUCCACCGCCCCUUCCACAGACCUCUCGGCCCUCGAAGCCAUCCAAUCCUCCAGCAUCGCCACGACGCACAUUCUCGAAUGCGACGUCUCCUCCGAGGCAUCCAUCGCCGCGCUCCCCGGCCGGCUGUCAGCAGCCCUGCAAGAGAGCCACGGGACGCCGGCUAAAGUGGACUUUCUCAUCAACAACGCCGCGACGCUGCAAUUUGCGCACCAGACGAGCUUGACGCUUGAUAAGGCAGGGCUGGACGUGCACAUAGAGACCAACGUCCUCGGCCCGGCGAGGAUGGUGCAGGUCUUGCUACCCUUCCUGACAGCCGAGGGCGAUAGCGAGAAGGACGGUGUGGAUGCUGCUGGCGAGGGCGCGGAGAGGAUCGCCGCGGUCGUCGCCAACAUCACCUCCGGCGCGGGCAGCCUGAGCUGGACCAGCGACGGCCGCGUCGGGAUGCUGGCGGGCUACUCCAUCAGCAAGGCGGCGCUGAACAUGCUGACGGUGCAUCAAGCGCGGGAGCUAAGGGGCCAGGGGAUCGUCGCGGUGGCUAUCGAUCCGGGUCAUGUCAAGACUGAUUCUGGUGGGCCUGGGGCGACGGUUGAGGUGGAGGACAGUGCGGGGGGUAUAUUGGAUCUGCUAGCUGGGCUCAAGAGCGCUGAUGGCGGGAAGUUCUUUUUGUAUAAUGGGACGUCUGUCCCGUGGUAG
Colletotrichum paranaense is the source of this 795-nucleotide messenger RNA. Its product is annotated as short chain dehydrogenase/reductase SDR. Bases 1 to 795 code for a protein of 264 amino acids. The transcript has a single exon. The record is from RefSeq and is a predicted model, not a curated record. Gene Ontology annotation, molecular function: oxidoreductase activity, acting on the CH-OH group of donors, NAD or NADP as acceptor. NCBI's taxonomy places the organism in Eukaryota, Fungi, Ascomycota, Sordariomycetes, Glomerellales, Glomerellaceae.